Durusdinium trenchii is the source of this 408-nucleotide messenger RNA. Lineage: Eukaryota; Dinophyceae; Suessiales; Symbiodiniaceae. The record is from the annotation of a GenBank genome assembly.
GAGGGAAAGGAUGGCGCCAAGAUGUUGCUGCGGAUGAUGAACCUGGAAGUCAAGAACAGGCAGUCGCAUCGCCGUGAAAAGCUGCUGCGUGGAGUCUUUGAUGCCUUCCUGUGCCAGGUCAAACUUGCUCAACGGGCUCGGCAGAGCUUCACCAAGGAGGAGGCGGAGGUUGUGAAUCAGGCUUUCAAGCGCUGUUCAGGACACCACCAAGAGCUCGCCAGCGAGAACGCGCUGUUUUCGUGUCUGGUGGAUCUGGGGCUCACAGGCACCUCGGUGGCUGAGAAGCAAGAGGUCUGGCGCCAGAUCUCUGUGGCCUUUGGAAACCGGGUGCCCAUCGUGGAUGAAGAGGCACAACACAGUGGGGACGUGCGGCUCAAGACCUGCGGUUCUGCCUUGGCGGUGUCGUAG